GGUGGAAGGGGGGCUGGAUGGGUGUAGCAGGGAAGCAAAGAUGGACGUCGGAGUUGGCGGAGCGUUGGUUGUCAACAAUAAACAGCGAGCGAUGUUACCCAACAAAGGCAGGGGCGAAUUCAUCCGAAAUCAGAGAAAGGACUCGGAGGGUUUUUCUGAAUCUCCUGAUCUAGAGUUUGAAUAUGCUGAUACAGACAGAUGGGCUGCAGAGCUUUCAGAGCUGUAUAGUUACACAGAGGGACCAGAGUUUCUGCUCAACAAGAAGUGCUUUACUGAAGAUUUCAGGACACAUGUGACAGAUAAGAAAUGGACAGAACUGGACGCCACUCAGCACAGGGCCCAUGCGAUGCGGCUCCUGGAUGGGCUGGAAGUGACGGCCAGGGAGAAGAGGCUCAAAGUAGCCAGAGCUAUUCUGUACAUGGCUCAGGGCACAUUUGGGGAGUGUUGUUCAGAGGCUGAGGUGCAGCACUGGAUGAGAUACAAUAUCUUCCUGCUCCUGGAGGUGGGCACAUUCUCUGCCCUGGUGGAGCUGCUCAACAUGGAGAUUGAUAACAGUGCAGCCUGCAGCAGUGCGGUGCGGAAACCAGCGAUCUCUCUGGCUGAUAGCACUGACCUCAGGGUGCUGCUCAACAUCAUGUACUUGAUGGUGGAGACUAUCCAGCAGGAGGACGAGGCUGACAAACCAGAGUGGAGGGCUGCCCGUGAGACCUUCAAGACGGAGCUGGGCUCCCCUCUCUACAACAAUGAGCCCAUCUCAGUCAUGCUAUUUGGGAUGGUGACCAAGUUCUGCAGUGGCCAUGCUCCCCACUUCCCCAUGAAGAAGGUCCUUCUGCUGCUCUGGAAGAGCAUUCUGUUCACACUGGGAGGUUUUGAGCAGCUCCAAAACGUAAAGAUCAGGAGACGGGAAGAGCUGGGACUGCCCCCCUUGCCCGAGGACAGUAUCCGGGUCAUCCGCAACAUGAGGGCUGCCUCGCCCCCUGCCUCCGCCUCUGACCUCAUCGAGCAGCAACAGAAACGAGCUCGCCGGGAACACAAGGCACUCAUCAAACAGGACAACCUGGACGCCUUCAACGAAAAGGACCCGUACAAAUCGGACGACCCCCGAGAGGACGAGGACGAUAAUGACGACAACGACAACAGCCUGGAGGCUGAGACCUUUCCCCUGGAGCGAGACGAAGUCAUGCCACCCCCUAUCCCACAUCCGCCCUCUGAAAGAGUAUCUUUCCCCAAGGGCCUGCCUUGGGCCCCCAAAGUGAGGGAGAAGGACAUUGAAAAUUUUCUUGAGUCUAGCCGAAGUAAAUUUAUUGGUUACACCCUAGGAAAUGACACAGAUACGGUGGUUGGGUUGCCCAGGCCUAUCCAUGAAAGUAUCAAAACUCUGAAACAGCAUAAAUAUAUAUCUGUAGCUGAAAUUCAGAUAAGAAAAGAAGAAGAGUUUCAGAAGACUCCACUUUCUGGGGGGGAAGAGGAGGUUGACAUGAGUCCGACAGAGCUCCUAUAUCAAGGCAUUCUCCCAAGCCUUCCGCAGUACAUGAUUGCUUUGUUAAAGAUCCUUCUUGCUGCUGCCCCUACUUCAAAGGCCAAGACUGAUUCCAUCAACAUUCUGGCAGAUGUCUUACCCGAGGAGAUGCCCACAACGGUGCUGCAGAGUAUGAAGUUGGGGGUGGAUGUAAACCGGCACAAAGAGAUCAUUGUAAAAGCCAUCUCUGCCAUCCUGCUGCUGCUUCUCAAGCACUUCAAACUCAACCACGUGUACCAGUUUGAGUACAUGGCUCAGCACCUUGUCUUUGCAAACUGCAUCCCUCUGAUCCUAAAAUUCUUCAACCAGAACAUCAUGUCCUACAUCACGGCAAAGAACAGUAUUUCUGUGUUAGAUUUUCCUCACUGUGUGGUACAUGACCUCCCUGAACUCACUGCGGAAAGCUUGGAAGCAGGUGACAAUAACCAGUUCUGCUGGAGGAAUCUCUUCUCCUGCAUCAACCUGCUACGCAUCCUGAACAAGCUGACCAAGUGGAAGCACUCACGGACUAUGAUGCUUGUGGUGUUUAAGUCAGCCCCCAUCCUGAAGAGGGCACUGAAGGUAAAGCAGGCCAUGAUGCAGCUGUACGUGCUGAAGCUCCUCAAGGUGCAAACCAAGUAUCUGGGACGCCAGUGGAGGAAAAGCAACAUGAAGACCAUGUCUGCCAUCUACCAGAAAGUGCGCCAUCGGCUCAAUGAUGACUGGGCAUAUGGCAACGCAGACCUGGAUGCCCGGCCCUGGGAUUUCCAGGCGGAGGAAUGUGCGCUGCGAGCCAACAUCGAGCGCUUCAACAGUCGCCGCUACGACAAGGGCCAGGGUAAUCCCGACUUCCUGCCCGUGGACAACUGCCUGCAGAGCGUCCUGGGACAGCGGGUGGAGCUGCCAGAGGACUUCCAGAUGAACUACGACCUCUGGCUGGAACGCGAGGUCUUCUCCAAACCGAUCUCCUGGGAAGAGCUCCUGCAGUGAGACGCUGCCUCCCCACGAAUCACCCCACUCAUUCCUCUCCCUCCAGCAGAGGGCUGUUGAACACUACAGUAUGGAGCGGACACCUUACUCUCUUCCUUCUUUGAAUCUCUCUGGGAUUCAGAAGUACAAAAGGGAGUACAUUAGUGUAUAUAGUCUUACCUCCUGUUGACCAGGUGUUAAUGCCUGUAACGUGCUUCUUACCUGAGUUUUCUAAUUCUUUCUCCCAUUACGCUAACAAUGGUCUGCUGUACGCAGCGGCCACUGAACACUGCUUAUUUAUUGUGCAAACAGUGAUUGUGAAAUUGCAAUCUGUACUUAACCAUAAUACCAAAGGGGCAUAUGAAUUUGGAAGCCUUGCUGUUAUAAAGAACGCUACUAGAAUUUUAGGGAAGUGUUUCUAAUAUGGAGGAGAGACCUCACACCUUUAAAUGAGACCAGAAUGAAUUGGCUUCAUUGGUACAAGUUUAAAAAAUCCAUUCACUGACUAAAUUAGCUUUUGCUUCUUAAUGUGGAAUUGGUGUCAUUCAUCAGCUUUUGGAAAUAGAUAAAAAGAAGCUUUAGCUUGUGGUUGGCUUUAAUUUAGGUUUAGCUAGAAAUGACUAAGAGUGCUGAUGGAAGAUCAAGUAAAACAGUACUUGGCUUAGAGGCCCUGGCAGCAGGCUGCACAGGGAGUUUCUUUCCAAAAACUAAACAUGGACAAAACCCUUAAACUUGUUCUUCUUCAACCAAUUCUUGUGAAAGAAAAGAGUAGAUAAGGUUGUGAACAAAAGGGUUAUAAGUAGCAUCUUAGAAAAAACAACUGAAAUUCUGGAGUUUAGAAUGUUAACCUAUUUUAUUUAACAUCUGAAGAACACACUUUUUUUGUCCCCUUUGACAGUUUUCUGAUGGAUCUUUUCAAAAAGUGACUUCUACAUUCAGUAGCUCAUGAAUACUUUUAACUCCAGAGGUCUUGCACCAUUUGGAGUGAAUGAUCAUUGUAUUGUGGUGGGUUAGCAUGCUGCUAGUCAAAACUGAUGUUUACACGACAGGUGGCUCUAUGUUGCUUAUCAGAGACAAAGAAAUGGGGGCUUUAGUAUUUUUAAAUUUCUGUAAGUCAUGUUGUAGUUUUGAAUGUGGGGGAGGGGACCAUUGGUUGACUGUUCAUGUAAAUGGCUGUUCUCCAUUUUUAAGUCACAUAAAUCUGAAAGUUUUAAACUAUCAAGAAGCAAAAUAAUCAUGGCAUUCAACUUUUUAUAUACUGUAUUAAAUAAACUAUCUUGCUGUAAAAAGGUGUAAUGUUUAAUAUUAAAUUUUGAAUGCUGCAAACUCA
Messenger RNA from Lepisosteus oculatus (spotted gar), 3797 nucleotides. RefSeq names its product striatin interacting protein 1 (gene strip1). Gene Ontology annotation, cellular component: cytosol. Lineage: Eukaryota; Metazoa; Chordata; Actinopteri; Semionotiformes; Lepisosteidae. Gene Ontology annotation, biological process: cytoskeleton organization. The record is from RefSeq and is a predicted model, not a curated record.